Uncinocarpus reesii 1704 is the source of this 2391-nucleotide messenger RNA. RefSeq lists its product as uncharacterized. Bases 1 to 2391 code for a protein of 796 amino acids. The transcript is spliced from 5 exons. The record is from RefSeq and is a predicted model, not a curated record. NCBI's taxonomy places the organism in Eukaryota, Fungi, Ascomycota, Eurotiomycetes, Onygenales, Onygenaceae.
AUGGCAACUCAAGACACCCAGCCAACCUCCCCAGCGGAAUGGCAAAAGUAUGCCGAUGCCGUUGGGAUAUCGCGCAUCCCCAUGCUGUCCAGCGAUAAGGUAUAUGCGGAGACACACACGGUGCGAGACGUUUUGGUGGACGCAUCGUCCAUAUUUUCGGCUUCAAAGGGGGAGUCGGUCACUAUUUUAGCCGACGUGCUUGUUUUCUCAGGCGGCGAGAAUGUGGUCAAAAUCCCUGACUGCGGCGUUUUUAUGCUCUACUCCAGAGUGAUCACAGCCUCAUCGCCGAUCCAUAUAGUGUUUGAGCCGGAAACCAAGUCUGAAUGUGUGGUCAUGAUAUACGCCUCGAUCCUUGAUCAGCCGCUCAGCUACAGUUGCAAAUCGCACGACCCUUCUACCGUUGAUCUUGGCAGCGGUUCUCAGAAUGUUGGGAUUACACUGCAAAUAAAGCAUGGAAAACCUAAGGAAACUUAUAUGCCAAGCUAUAACGACCUUUCAGAACAUCCCAAGGAGUUCGCGGCCUGUUUAAGGGCACAGCUCCGUAUCGCAUCAGUCUUUUUCUGGAAACAGCCGCCCAUCGCAAUCUCUUUGACCUCCCAUAUCGCACGCGCUACCUCGAAGACAGAUUCGGAAAGUAUCCUAAACGCACAAGCUGUCGCUCUUGGUCAGCAACUGGCUGCUCAGGCGCUUGCAGGACCUAAUACUAGCUAUGCCCCAGUUUUACCAGUCUCCUCGUAUCUGGCCACUCUAGAUGACGCCAUCGAGACCGCAUCUGCGUUCGAGGUGCAGUACAUGCGAUUUCAGGAUCGAAAGCUCGCUCUCCAAGAUCGUAUGGCAGCUUGGGGGACCAUGCUAGACCAUGCUGAAGGCGCAACAAAUAUGCACAGAUCCCUCAGGGAUUCGGCAUAUGAGAAAUACUCAAACGCGUGCGACAUUGUUCUAAGCAGCUCACAGCAGUUCCAAUUGGAUCAGAUCACACUAGGCGAUAAAGAAGUGGAAUUUAAGAUUGGCAUCGAGGACUGGAAGGAAAAGAUGAAGUUUGAAGCGGCAUUCAAGAUAUUAACAGCCGUUAUUAGCUUUGCUAUUGCCAUAGGUGCCAUUUGCAUCGGUGACGGAGCUGCUGCUGCACGCGCCCCGGCUGAAGCUGAGGAGGCUGUCCAAGCGGUGGAGGAGGCAGAGUCGCUUGCAAGCGAUAUUGGCAAAAUACUCAAAUCUGACACCGUCAAGAAGCUAAAGAGCUGUGUGAUGAUGACCACAAAACUCUUAUCGUCCAUGUCCACGACUGUGGAGCAAAUUCGAAAUUUGGAACACAAUCCCGACACGAAGAUCGAUGACGAUUGGCAAGUCGACGGAGAUUUGAACAGUCUUGUAGCCCUUGCCUCGUGGGACAAAUGGCAGCUUGAAUCAGAUGAUCAGUUGGAGUUUGCCAUUGAGCAAAAAAUAAAUGGCGCCGCGGCUUAUCGGCUCGCGCUUCGUCAACACGCAAUAAAUGGAAAAUUGCUCGCUCAAGCCCAGGCCCAGGCAAUAAAGGCCGGUCAAGAGUAUGUCCAGGCCGAACUUGCGUUUAAUCUCAGCCAAAGCGACACGGCAAGCUUGAAAAAGCUAAAGGAUGAAUAUCGAGACGAGGAAGAGCAAGCCGAAAAGGCCGAAGCUAUGUUCUACGACCAACUUAUGUCUUUGCGAACAAGUGUGACGAUUGAAAUGCGGAAUCUAACCUGGGCAUAUAAAUUUUAUGCACUUGAGGACGCUUCAAUUGAGCUUGAUGCUCAAAAGACCAUCGAGGAAUAUCGUGUAGAUGCCCUUACGAUUCGAGAGAAGAUCGACCAGGCAAACUCGCGAUAUGCUGGAGAUUAUCAACCGUUCAAGUUCAAGGUUUAUCCAGAUGAGCUCUUCUUGACUGGCGCUUCUGGCAUCGUUGAUUCUCUCAAGGGCGACCAUCAUACUGCGAGCUUCACCCUUGUGCCACCAAACACUAAGACUUCCAACUAUAAGCAACUACUCUCUGGACCGUUCAUCGAAGGUUCGCAUUUCCGUGUGCAUGGGCUGGAAGUUGAGCUCGUGGGUGCUCGUCCUAAACCGGCGUAUCUGCGGCGCGGAACCGCAACAGUCCGAAUUGCCAUAUCUACGUCCGGCAUCUAUUCGGACAUUCAGGACGGCCAGGUGUUCCAUUUCACCAGCCUUCCAUUGCAGAGAGUGUUCGCGUACGAGAUGACGGAGGCCGGUGAAAAGGAGGAUGUGGUGGUCCAUUCCACUUUCCCCAGCACAAACCAUGCGGAACCUCCUGCUUUCACUCAAUGGACCAUCAAGUUGAAACAACCGGACCAUUUGGACCUGAGCGGACUGUCAGAUGUCCGGCUCAAAUGGACGGGGGCUGCAAAUUUUGCCGCUUAG